Limanda limanda (common dab) is the source of this 2858-nucleotide messenger RNA. It is a transcript of the gene vldlr, whose product is annotated as very low density lipoprotein receptor. Gene Ontology annotation, molecular function: calcium ion binding; protein binding. The transcript is spliced from 20 exons. The record is from RefSeq and is a predicted model, not a curated record. The coding region runs from base 1 to 2607 and encodes 868 amino acids. NCBI's taxonomy places the organism in Eukaryota, Metazoa, Chordata, Actinopteri, Pleuronectiformes, Pleuronectidae.
AUGUCCCGGUCCACUCCGGGGGCCGCGCUCCUCCUGCUGCUGCUGCUGCUGGGGCUCCACGGAACCGGGGACGUGCACGGUACGAAGACAGAAUGUGAGAACAGCCAGUUCCAGUGUGGAAACGGCCGCUGCAUCCCGUCCAUCUGGCAGUGCGACGGAGACGAGGACUGCACGGACGGCAGCGACGAGAACUCCUGUGUUAAGAAGACGUGUGCAGAGUUGGACUUUGUGUGUCAGAACGGACAGUGUGUCCCGAAGAGGUGGCACUGCGACGGCGAGCCGGACUGUGAGGACGGCUCGGACGAGAGUCUGGAAAUCUGCCACAUGAGGACGUGUCGCGUGAACGAGUUCAGCUGCGGAGCCGGAUCCACUCAGUGCAUCCCCAUCUUCUGGAAGUGUGACGGAGAGAAGGACUGUGACAACGGAGAGGACGAGGUCAACUGUGGUAACAUCACCUGCGCUCCCAACGAGUUCACGUGCGCCAGCGGCCGCUGCAUCUCACGGAACUUUGUGUGUAACGGCGAGGACGACUGCGGCGACGGCUCCGACGAGGUGGAGUGUGCGCCGUCGUCCUGCGGCCCGAGCGAGUUCCAGUGUGGGAACGCCUCGUGCAUCCCGGCCAGCUGGGUGUGUGACGACGACGUGGACUGUCAGGACCAGUCGGACGAGUCCCCGACUCGCUGCGGCCGCCACCCGACGCCGCCGGCCAAGUGUUCGUCCAGCGAGAUGCAGUGUCGCUCGGGGGAGUGCAUCCACAAGAAGUGGAGGUGUGACGGAGACCCGGACUGCAAGGACGGCAGCGACGAAGCAAACUGUCCUGUACGCACAUGUGGAUCGGAUCAGUUCAAGUGUGAUGAUGGAAACUGCAUCGGGGGAAGUCGACAGUGUAACGGCGUCCGAGACUGUGUCGAUGGAUCCGAUGAAACCAACUGCAAAAACAUGACUCAGUGUAACGGACCAGACAAGUUCAAGUGUCGCAGCGGUGAGUGCAUCGAGAUGAACAAGGUGUGCAACAAGGCCCGAGACUGUCCGGACUGGAGCGACGAGCCCAUCAAGGAAUGCAAUGUGAACGAGUGUCUCAUGAAUAACGGCGGCUGCUCACACAUCUGUAAAGACAUGGUGAUCGGCUUCGAGUGCGACUGCUCACCGGGACUUCAGCUCAUCGACCACAAGACCUGCGGAGACAUCAACGAGUGUGUGAACCCCGGCAUCUGCAGCCAGAUCUGCAUCAACCUGAAGGGGGGGUACAAGUGUGAAUGCCACAACGGCUACCAGAUGGACCCGACCACCGGGGUGUGCAAGGCCGUGGGGAAGGAGCCGUGCCUCAUCUUCACCAACCGGAGAGACAUCCGGCGCCUGGGGCUGGAGAGGAAGGAGUACACUCAGAUCGUGGAACAGCAGAGGAACACGGUGGCUCUGGACGCCGACUUCAACCAGCAGACGCUCUUCUGGGCCGACCUCGGACACAAGGCCAUUUACAGCACGAUGCUGGACAGACGGGGGGACGGCGGCGCUCACAUCAAAGUGAUCGACAACGUGCAGACCCCCGUGGGAAUCGCCGUGGACUGGAUCUACAAGAACCUGUACUGGUCUGACCUCAGCACCAAAAGCAUCUCGGUGUCCAACUACAACGGAACCAAGCAGAAGGUUCUGUUCAGCCGAGGCCUCAAGGAACCGGCGUCCAUCGCCGUGGAUCCACUGUCCGGGUUUCUCUACUGGUCCGACUGGGGCGAACCUGCAAAGAUUGAGAAGUCUGGGAUGAACGGAGCGAACAGGCAGGUUCUGGUGGCGAACGACAUCCAGUGGCCGAAUGGAAUCACUCUGGAUCUGAUCAAGGGCCGGUUGUACUGGGUCGACUCGAAGCUGCACAUGCUCUGCAGCGUGGACCUGAACGGAGACAACAGGAAGAAGAUCCUCCAGUCCUCCGACUUCCUGGCGCAUCCCUUCGCUCUCACGGUCUUUGAGGAUCGAGUCUUCUGGACCGACGGUGAAAACGAAGCCAUCUACGGAGCCAACAAGUUCACCGGCUCGGACGUGGUGACGCUGGCGAGCAACCUGAACGACCCCCAGGACAUCAUCGUCUACCACGAGCUCAUCCAGCUGUCGGGGACCAACUGGUGCUCAGAGAAAGGAGCGAACGGCGGCUGCAGCUUCAUGUGUCUGCCGGCGCCGCAGAUCAACAAGCACUCGCCCAAGUACACCUGCGUGUGUCCGGGGGGGCAGGAGCUGGCUGCUGACGGCCUGCGCUGCCGACCCGACCCUCCUCCUCCUCCUCAAGUUCCCUCAAAGGAUGAUGGGAAAGCUCUGGGGAAGCCGCUGCCAGAAGCCCACCAGAACACGUCGAUCCAGCUGAACUCCACAGCCCGAGGUUCUGCAGCCGCCUGGGCCAUCCUGCCCGUGUUGCUGCUGGCGAUGGCGGCGGCGGGCGGUUACCUGAUGUGGAGAAACUGGCAGCUGAAGAACCAGAAGAGCAUGAACUUCGACAACCCAGUGUACCUGAAGACCACCGAAGAAGACCUGAACAUCGACAUCACCCGGCACGGCGCCAACGUGGGACACACCUACCCUGCGAUUUCCAUCGUGAGCACAGAAGAUGAUUUGUCCUGAUCGUCCUGUUUUUUUCUUGUUUUUGUCGUUUGUCUUUUUGGCGGCAGCCCGUAGCGUCGCAUGGCGCCUCCUUGUUGCCAUGCCGACGGGUGUCUGUAGCAGCCCUUACCGUAACGACCACAUGACUUCUGAAGAGCGCUGAGUCAUCAUCUGUGCUGAGGACGAGCGGUGGAAGUGUUACUAAUGUGAAUACAACGAUGAAUCAUGACGGAUUUCACUCAGUGCUACGUUGUUUGUUUUGUUUUUUGUUU